Messenger RNA from Racocetra fulgida, 297 nucleotides. Lineage: Eukaryota; Fungi; Glomeromycota; Glomeromycetes; Diversisporales; Gigasporaceae. The record is from the annotation of a GenBank genome assembly.
AUGGCUUCCCAAUAUUCGUCUGAAGAAGCUGAGAAAGAUGCACGUCCAAAACAUCCUGGAGGAAGACCACCAGACCCUGUUUGGGAUCAUUUUUUUGCAAUUCCAUUGAAAUCGCCUGGUCAUUUUGCUGCCAAAUGUAAAUAUUGUUCUACACAAUUUAAUCGUGGACGUCCUAAUCAGCUUGAGAUACAUCUUGCAAAAGAAUCAUCUGGUUCAAAAUCUAAAAAACAGAAAAUAAAUAUUAAUGAUUAUUGGGAAAAUGAAAAUCAAAUUUUGGCUGGUUCUAAAAAAGAGGCA